Messenger RNA from Paralichthys olivaceus (Japanese flounder), 4501 nucleotides. RefSeq names its product DENN/MADD domain containing 1A (gene dennd1a). The record is from RefSeq and is a predicted model, not a curated record. Gene Ontology annotation, molecular function: phosphatidylinositol phosphate binding; guanyl-nucleotide exchange factor activity. Lineage: Eukaryota; Metazoa; Chordata; Actinopteri; Pleuronectiformes; Paralichthyidae. Gene Ontology annotation, cellular component: clathrin-coated vesicle; cytosol. Gene Ontology annotation, biological process: endocytosis; endocytic recycling.
CGCGACGCAGAGCGUGAUCUACGCCUGUAGGCAAACCACAGUGUAGUACAGUUCUGUGACAGGUUAGCAUCGGAAAAUAUCUCCGGACAGACGCGUCUGCGCACUGAUAUCUGCUGCCAGCGACGGCAGGGCGACACAGAAGGAUGGGGUCCCGAAUAAAGGAGAGCCCAGAGUCCACCUUUGAGGUGUAUGUAGAGGUAGCCCAUCCAGGCUCACACAGCUCAGGGCCAGAAGUGCGAAGGCAGUUCCCUGAGGUCUACACAGACCAGGAAACUCUUCAGACCUUGCCCAAGUUCUGCUUCCCCUUCAGCAUGGACAGCCCAACUGUCAACCAGGUUGGCCAGAACUUCACGUUUGUGUUGACUGACAUUGAGAGCAAACAGAGAUUUGGCUUUUGUCGACUGUCUUCAGGUGCACACACCUGCUACUGCAUUCUGAGCUACCUGCCCUGGUUUGAAGUUUUCUACAAGCUACUUAAUAUCCUUGCAGAUUACACAAUCAAAGGCCAGGAAAGCCAAUGGCAAGAGCUCCUUGUAUCACUUCAUUUGCUCCCCAUCCCUGAGCCAGGGGUCCCUGUUCAUCUCGGUGUGCAUUCCUUCUUUACUGUCCCUGACACGAGGGAACUCCCCAGCAUACCUGAGAAUAGAAACCUAACUGAGUACUUUGUAGCAGUAGAUGUCAAUAACAUGCUUCAUCUGUACGCUAGUAUGCUUUAUGAACGUCGAAUCCUCAUCUGCUGUAGCAAACUAAGCACUUUAACAGCUUGUGUACAUGGGUCUGCAGCCAUGCUAUAUCCCAUGCACUGGCAACAUGUUUACAUUCCUGUCCUGCCUCAACAUCUCAUAGACUACUGCUGUGCCCCAAUGCCCUACCUCAUUGGAGUGCAUUCCAGCAUGAUGGAGAGAGUUCGAGGGUUGGCUCUGGAUGAUGUGGUGGUCCUAAAUGUAGACACAAACACAUUGGAAACUCCCUAUAAUGACCUGGAAAGCCUGCCCAAUGAUGUGAUUGUGUCUUUAAAAAGUCGUUUGAAGAAGGUUUCAACAACAACAGGGGAUGGAGUCGCUCUAGCUUUCCUCAAGAGUCAGGCAGCUCUGUUUGGCAGCUACAGAAACGCUCUGCACAUUGAGUUGGGAGAGCCAAUAACUUUCGAUGAAGAAACAUUUGUGAAUCAUCGUACCAGUGCCAUGAGACAGUUCCUUCAGAAUGCUAUUCAGCUGCAGCUCUUCAAACAGUUCAUUGAUGGUCGUCUAGACUUGUUGAACUCAGGAGAGGGUUUCAGUGACAUCUUUGAGGAGGAGAUCAACUUGGGCGAAUAUGCAGGAAGUGACAAGACCUACCACCAGUGGCUGUUCACUGUAAAGAGAGGGGGUGGUGCUAUCUUCAAUACAGUAAAGACAAAGGCAAACCCAGCCAUGAGGACUGUUUACAAGUUUGCCAAGGACCAUGCAAAAAUGCGUAUUAAAGAAGUCAAGAGCCGGCUAAAGCAGAAGGAGCAGGCAGAAAAUGGUUUCUCUACAGGGGUUUCAUCAGUCAUCAAUGAUGAAAGCUCAGCUGGCAUUGUCUCCUCCCCCAGUGGAGUCAGGAGGGAGGGUCCAUUGCAAACCUGGGAUGACCACAGGGCAAUCACUGUGCACUUUGGACAGGCUCGGCCACCUGUGUUGUUGAAAAGACCAAAAAGCAAUCUGAGUCUGGAAACCAGCCUUGACCACCCUAUCCGUCCUACUCGUCACUACACUGUGUUUCUCUCUGAAGAUUCAUCUGGAGAUGAGCUCCAGUACGACAAUGACUCCAUCUCUGGGUUUCCUGACAGCUUUCUCUUCUCUGUUCCUUUUGAGUGGUCACCUCUGCCACAGCCAUACCACUCCCUGAAGGAGGUAGAGUUGAGAGAAGGGGAUGAUCCUAGUAUUGGGGCUGAGAGUCACACUGCUCCUCCCAGCCCAGUCAAUGAGAGGAUCUCCAAUGUCAACUUGCUUGGGGAUAUUUUCAGCUGCCAAGAUGAGCCUGACAUCCAACCAAUUACCUUGGCUAAAAGCCUUGAGGACCUGAGAACUCCCAAAGACCCUGGGGAGCUACAAGCUACGUUUACUUACCAGCGGAUGGACCUGUGUGUCGAUGAAAGCUCUCAAACAUUUCCAGGCCUCAAGCUCUCUAACCCUUAUAAUAAGCUAUGGAGUAUAGGGCAAUAUGAACCGACCAUGCCCAUUUAUGCACCUCCUACCUGUGAAACACGUGCAUUUAUACAACUUCCUGUGCAGACAGAAGCCCACUCCCCAAGCCAUGAAAGCUUUGGCCAGGGUUCUGACCCUUUCAAGCCUUCCACCCCUGGCAACAUUACUAUCCCACGUCCCCAUGGCAGAAAGACACCUGAGCUUGGUACUGUCCUUGCUCCCCCCAUGGCCCAGUCACGCUCGAAAGCAGCAGGAACUGGUGAAGGAAGGACUGCAUUUGGGGGGAAAGAGUUUAGGCAAGCUCUGAGUAUGACCACAGAUGGAGAACUGCUGAAAUCCACCAACAUAGCUGAGGGCAGUAUAGAUUUGAUAAGCCUGCUAGACCCCCUUAAUAGCUCAGCAAAGAUUGACUCCACUUCACUAAAUGAUGGGGGAUGCAUUGGCAUUUCGCCAUCGUCCUGCAAACCAACACUUCCACCUAGGUCUUACCCUCAGGGCUUACCUAUUUUCCCAAUGCAUCCUCACAUGUCACUUAACCCUUUUGUCCGAUCUCUGCAACCUACCUCCCCUCAAAUGCAUUAUUCAAUGACUGCAAGUAGUAAUCCCUUCAGUACAGUGUGUAGGCUUCCAGUAGGCUCUUACUUACACUCUCCACCUCAGCCACAGUCCCUUUCUACACCACCAGGGCUUUACAGACAGCAUUCGCCAAGCAGUUCAACUCUGCCACACAGUUAUGGACUGCUCCAGUCAACCUUCUCCUCCUCAGAAACUUCUCUGCUUCACUCCUCUGCCAGUAAUCAUGCCCUUUCCAGCCUGGCAGACUCCAUGUCUGUCUCCAGUACAGCUAUGAACAUGGUGGAAAAGCCUCUUUCUACAGAGAGAGACUGCCAGAAGACUCAGGAUCCUUUUGGGGACCUGCUGACUAUGGUCAAGCCAGCUACACCCCCAAAUAAGAAGGUGGAGGACUUUCGGAGGAGGUGGGAAACGUUUGACUAAAGUUUGUUGAGGUGCCCUUUCUGUCACUACACAAACUUUCCUCGCUAUUGGAACCAGCCAGACCUUCUAUUGCAGUUACUAACACAUUAGCUAUAAUACACUCUGUUCUGCUUACGAAACUCACUAUCAUUGAAGAAUUAUAGCUUUACCUGGCAUGUAACACUUGCUGUGGAAUGCAACUUGAAAGUUCUGUAAGAAUUGUCCUAAUCCUCAAUUCUUAAAUGUUUGUUUUGUAUUCAAUGUGAACUCAUGCUGGGUAAAUUAUGCCAUUAUGCAUUAUGCCAGUUUAACUUCAGGUUAUGUCACAAUUUAUGUACUUCAUCAAGCCAGAAAACAUUUUAUUAUGAAUUGUAAAGUAGAGACUACCAGAGAUAGUAAAUACAAUACUUAUAGGCAUCAAAAGCUAGAUGAAACUACUAGACAGGAAUUAUUAAGCUCACUGUAACAUUGAAGGGUAAUUCAGGUAGUAAGUAGUUGCUGUUGCCAACUGUAUUAGACUGCUGUGGCAAGGGGAGACAGGGUGUAUAUGGCUCUUAUGACCAUGUAUGUUUUUUUUCCAGUGCAAUCUGAGUUGAUGGUGCCUGAACAUCUUUCUUCUGAUGCUGUCCAUUUGGCCAUGGCAACCAGAGAAGCAACACAGAGGAAAACAAUGUUAAUUUUAAGAUCUUAAUUACUGAAGUGUAAAAAUUCUCAGGGUUCAUUAUGAAACUGCAGCAGGUCAAACACGGUCAAUACAUGGUCAUUCAAUGUCGUCCAAGACACGUUCACAUUGACACUGCUAAAGAGAGGUUGACAUAUGUCCCAAUCCACUUCCAAAUGGUCUGAAUGAUAGGAUAUUGUUUCAGUUGUGUAUGUGAGCAUAUACUUGUCCUCAGUGCAUCUUGGGUAUGUUCGCCUGUACUUAAAGGUCUCCAUUGUGAUCAGAUCAGUCAGGACAGAUGUUAAUUCCAGGUCUAAAUGGAAUCUCUGUCCGGUAGUUGCUGUGUCAGAGCUACACCUUGUCGCAAUCCAUCUGAAGUUUAUCAGCAAUAUUUGAGCAACAGCCUUUGAAUCUGGAUUCUUUAAUUAUCUCUGAAUGUAGUAGUUUACCUUAUUAUUUGGAAGUCUGCCUUUAUCUUUGUGAAAUUAAUAUUGUACAAACACAAAAGGGAUUCACAGGAAACUAUAGAUCCACUGGACAUGAUGCAAAUAACAACAGUUGCUCAUUAGUGCUGUUUUACCGUGUAAAAUGUCUUUGUUAACUGAUAUAGAGUACCGAAAUGAAAUGUCUCAGCACAGUUGUUGCGUAAUGUACAUUAAAUUUCCCCCAAUGAAUAAUAAAGACAAUCUCAUACAGA